Molecule: messenger RNA, 7547 nt
Organism: Eptesicus fuscus (big brown bat)
Lineage: Eukaryota; Metazoa; Chordata; Mammalia; Chiroptera; Vespertilionidae
Gene: SASH1
Product: SAM and SH3 domain containing 1
Exons: 20
Coding region: 1-4164 (1387 amino acids)
Molecular function (GO): protein binding
Source: RefSeq, a predicted model, not a curated record
AUGGAGGAUGCGGGAGCAGCGGGCCCGGGGCCAGAGGCAGAGUCCGAGUCGGAGUCCGAGACGGGGGCUGGCAUGUCCAAGACGUUCUCCCGGCUCUGGACCGACGUGAUGGGCAUCCUGGACGGCUCCCUGGGCAACAUCGAUGACCUGGCACAGCAGUAUGCAGACUACUACAACACCUACUUCUCCGACGUGUGCGAGAAGAUGGAGGAGCUGCGCAAACGGCGGGUUUCCCAGGACCUGGACAUGGAGAAAGCCGAUGCCAGCCCCACGUCACUUCAGCUGCGGUCCCAGAUCGAAGAGUCGCUUGGUUUCUGUAGCGCCGCAUCAACACCAGAAGUGGAAAGAAAGAACUCUCUUCACAAGUCAAACUCAGAAGACAGCGCUGUAGGAAAAGGAGAUUGGAAGAAGAAAAAUAAGUAUUUCUGGCAGAACUUCCGAAAGAACCAGAAAGGAAUAAUGAGGCAGACUUCAAAAGGAGAAGAUGUGGGCUAUGUUGCAAGCGAGAUAACAAUGAGCGAUGAAGAACGGAUUCAGCUGAUGAUGAUGGUCAAGGAGAAGAUGAUCACCAUUGAGGAGGCACUGGCCAGGCUCAAGGAGUACGAGGCCCAGCACCGGCAGUCAACUGCCUUGGACCCCGCCGACUGGCCAGAAGGCUCUUACCCCACAUUUGAUGGCUCAUCAAACUGCAAUUCAAGAGAACAAUCGGAUGAUGAGACCGAGGAGUCGGUGAAGUUUAAGAGGUUACACAAGCUGGUAAACUCCACUCGCAGAGUGAGAAAGAAACUAAUCAGGGUGGACGAAAUGAAAAAGCCCAGCACUGAAGGCGGGGAGGAGCCCGUGUUUGAGAGCCCCCCGGCCCUGGACGAGAGGGCCGCCCUGUACUCCGGCGUGCACAAGAAGCCCUUCUUGUUUGAUGGCUCCCCUGAGAAGCCUCCGGAAGAUGACGCAGACCCUUUCACCACUUCUCCGUCAUCCAGCAACCUGGAAGCCUGGGCCGCUGGCCGGAAGUUGGUCAAAACCUUCAGCAAAGGAGACAGCCGGGGCCUCAUUAAGCCCCCCAAGAAGAUGGGGACGUUCUUCUCCUACCCAGACGAAGAAAAGGCCCAGAAGGUCUCCCGCUCCCUGACCGAGGGGGAGAUGAAGAAGAGUCUGGGGUCCCUGAGCCACGGGGUAAGUACCGAUGGCGUGUGCUUCUGUGACAGCCACCGUCGCAGGCACCACCUUCUCGUGUCCCUGGAGGAGGUGCAGAGCGUCCGCAAGCAGAUCCGCCUGAAGAAGACGGAUGCGAAUUACUCCUGUUCCCGAGCUUUUCUCUGCCAGCGUCCCUCCCGCAAAGGAGCUCACAGCACGCCCUGUGACCUGCAGCUGCUGCGGCAGAGACCCAAAGGGGGAGGGAGCUGUGGCGUCCCCGGCAGGAGGGGGCGCGGGCGCCCCGCGGUCAGCGAGGUCAAUAUCACCUACGUGGUGGAGCGGAGCCUGUACAGCCACCUGAACCUGAGCCAGCUAGUGCGCCCGGCCUCAGACAGGACCCUGAGCAAGGCCGAGCAGCAGGACCUGAGGCGGUGCCUGCUGCAGGAGGAGGAGGAGGCAAAGAGGAAGUGGGCCGCCACGGUCGACCGCUGUACUAAGAGGGUUCUCUUGAGAAUCCACCAGAAGUCCAGAACCUGCAGUUUUGGAGGAUUUGAUUUGACGAAUCGUUCUCUGCACAUUGGCAGUAAUAACUCUUACCCGAUGGGUAAAGAAGGAGAUUUUGUGUACAAGGAAGUCAUCAAAUCACCUACUGCCUCCCGCAUCUCUCUUGGAAAAAAGGUCAAAUCCGUGAAAGAGACAAUGAGGAAGAGAAUGUCCAAAAAAUACAGCAACUCUGUCCCUGAGCAGGACACGGGCCUCGAUGGAAUGCCUGGCUCCCCUCCACCCUCCCAGCCUGACAGUGAACGCAUGGACAAGCCCAAGCUCAAAGCCGGAGGUUCUGUAGAGAGUCUUCGGAGUUCGCUGAGUGGACAGAGCUCGAUGAGUGGUCAGACAGUGAGUACCACCGAUUCCUCCACCAGCAACAGGGAAAGUGUCAAGUCGGAAGACGGUGAUGAUGAGGAGCCCCCCUACCGGGGCCCCUUCUGUGGGCGCGCCAGGGUGCACACUGACUUCACACCCAGUCCCUAUGACACAGACUCUCUCAAGCUCAAGAAAGGAGACAUCAUCGAUAUAAUCAGCAAGCCACCCAUGGGCACCUGGAUGGGCCUGUUGAACAACAAGGUGGGCACCUUCAAGUUCAUCUACGUGGAUGUGCUGAACGAGGAAGAGGAGAAGCCCAAGCGCCCCACCAGGAGGAAGAGGAAAGGAAGACCACCCCAGCCCAAGUCCGUGGAGGAUCUCCUCGAUCGGAUUAACCUGAAAGAGCACAUGCCCACCUUCCUGUUCAAUGGAUAUGAGGAUCUGGACACCUUUAAGCUCCUGGAGGAGGAGGACUUGGAUGAGUUAAAUAUCAGGGACCCAGAACAUAGAGCCGUUCUCUUGACAGCGGUGGAGCUGCUACAGGAGUAUGACAGUAACAGCGACCAGUCUGGAUCCCAGGAGAAGCUGCUCGUUGACAGCCAGGCCCUGAGCGGGUGCUCCCCGCGAGACUCGGGAUGCUAUGAAAGCAGUGAGAACCUGGAAAACGGCAAGUCUCGGAAAUCUGGCCUUCUCUCUGCCAAGUCAUCAGCCGAGUCCAGCUUGAAGUCCUUCAGCAGGAAUCAGCUGGGCACCUUCCCAACGCUGCCGUUACCCAAGUCGGUGGACGCCCUGAAGCAGGGGGUGGAGAGCAGGCUGGGCAGCGGCCUGACCCCUCACACUUUCAAGCGCUGUGAUCCGCCCUGUGUGACUGGCUUGAAUAAGAACCGGAGAAGCCUCCCCGUGUCCAUCUGCCGGAGCUGUGAGACCCUGGAGGGCCCCCAGCCUGUGGAGACCUGGCCCCGAUCCCAGUCCCUGGAUGACCUCCAAGGAGAGCCUGAUGCUGAAAAAGAUGUGCCUGGCGCGGUGACAGAGCCCCGCCCUCAGAUUGUACCGGAAGUGCCACAAAAGACAGCCCCCUCCAUCACCAAGGCUCACAGCCCCCAGGGAGAUGCUGCUGUUGACAAUGCAUUGCUACUGACCCAAAGCAAGAGAUUUUCUGACCCUCAGAAAACGACUACUAAGAAACUGGGUGGCUCGAUUGCCGCCGCUUCCAGUGGCAUGUCACCUCCUCCGUGUUUGCCCCAAAACUAUGAGGCUCAGCCUCCUAGACACAGUUUAGCAAGGACUCCCCUUGAGGGUCACAGAAAGGGACUUGAUCUUGAAGGAACCUGUCAGCCCCCGAACACCAAAGAAGGUGAGCAGAGGGGCCCCGAGGCCAUGACACCAGGCAGACAUCCUACGCAGCCUCCGCCAGUUCCUGCCAAGAAGAGCAAAGAGCGCCUGGCCAACGGCCUCCACCCCUGCCCUCCAGGCCCCAGCGCACCGAGCCUGCCCCUGAAGAAGGGGGGCUCCGGCGGCCCCAGCGACUGUGCCUCUCCUCAGGCUUCCGAGCCGCCCUCCAGGCAGGAGCCCGGCAGCCCUCCAAGCUCGCGGCCACCGCCCUGGCUCUCCGAGCUGCGGGAGAGCGCGAGCCUCCAGGAGCACGGCGUGAGGCUGGGCCCGGCUGGGACCAGGAAGAUCUCCUGCGCUCGGGGAGUCGACCUGGAAAUGCUCACUGAAGACAAGUUACGAGCUGAAGGCAUCGACCUCACUGAGGAGCCCUAUUCUGAUAAGCACGGCCGCUGCGGGAUCCCCGAGGCCCUGGUGCAGAGAUACGCAGAGGACCUGGACCAGCCCGAGCGGGACGUCGCCGCCAACAUGGACCAGAUCCGCGUGAAGCUGCUUCGCAAGCAGCACCGCAUGGCGAUCCCAAGCGGCGGACUCACAGAGAUCUGCAGAAAGCCCCUCUCCCCCGGAUGUGUCGCGUCCGUGUCGGAUUGGCUGAUCUCCAUCGGUCUGCCCAUGUACACCAGCGCCCUCGCGGAAGCGGGGUUCAGCACACUGGGCCACGUGCCUUCUCUGUCCCACACUUGCCUGCAGGAGGCCGGCAUCACAGAGGAGAGACACAUAAGCAAGCUCGUGUCUGCAGCCAGACUCUUCAAGCUGCCGCCCGGCCCCGAGGCCAUGUAGCCAGGCCCGCGAGGGACCGCCUGGACAGGAGCCACCCUCUCACUGUGCUUACCAUGCUGAUGCCAUUUCUCCUUCCCUGGACGUGCAGACCGGAUCCAGAAGAAAGGCCCAGUGUGUGGCCCGACGGAGCUCGAAACCUUGGCACGGGACCGAUGGCCCUCUCUUCUCCAGAAAAGCCCCUGGGAGGAAACGGGUGGUUCUCUUUGACCCCCCUCCCCCAAAGAAAAGAGGAGCACUUAUUUUUAUUUUCAGAACACGAUAGAACCGAGAUGCCAACUUGCCACAAAUGCUGUGCCUCCGGUCUGUCUGGGUGCACUGGGAGAGAGGGCUGGGGGCAGAGGGAGGGGCAGCCGGUUCCGUUUCUCCUGGGGCCGUUGACCUUCCGUCUGUCACCCUGCAGGGCCCCCGAGGGCCAGACAGGCUCAGCUAGGCCAAAGUAACAGACUCGGGAGUGAUGGUACAUCGGUUGACAUGCUCAUUGGUUCAAAAGUAAGAAAAUCUGUCUGCACUAGAGGAAAAAAAAAAGUCCUAUUCUCCUUCAGAUAAACGAGACAUUUUAAUAAUUGCUUUCUAGCAAUCAGCUUUUAUUUGCCUUAAUGUAAGCUUUCAAGCAGUUAUCUAACUAGUGUUCACUACCCUGUAACCGUAGUUCCAAGUCUUCGGCUUAGACCGCCAUCUAACAUCUGGGACGUUCCCAGCAAAAAUGGGCUUUUCUGAUGAUCUCAUUCUCCAUGGCUUAUUUUGUAGGAGUGUUUAUCUGGCACAAAUUUCACGUUGGCUUUCAGUUUUUAAACUAGCUACAAAUCUAGUAAAAAAACUCUGGAAUUCACAAAGAUAUCACGUGUGUAUAUGUGAGUGUGUCGGGGGUGUGUAUGCUUCUAUAACCACCUUUCAUUUUAAUCAGUGUAGGAUUGUUACCCUGUUGGCCACUGUGCUGCGGUAUUGGCUUGGACUCCUGACCAGGUCCAUCCCAAAACUCCGUCAUCAGAUCACCCGUGCAAAGAGUCAUUGUAAGGCUGGUUUCAGAGAGAAGUUCUGAAAAAGGGAAGUAGUCUAUGAGAUGUUUUUAAAGCUUUUUCCCUCCUGUUUUACCAUUAAGAUAUUGUUUUCCUUCUUCUUUAGAUAAUUCUUUUAAUUCAAAUAAAGGUUCAUUUUGGAGCCAGACAUACCACAUGGGCCACAUAUUAAGUAUUUGCAUGUUUUCGGUUGUUUCCAGCUGGUAUCAGCCCAUUCUAUCCUCUCUUAGUCUUUGUGCCUGAUUUUCCAGCAAGCAGAAAUUUAGGCAACUACACGAAUAACGUUUCCAUUUUUACAAGAUGGCUUUGCUUUACAUUCUUCUCGUGAGCACCGUGCUAUUAAGCAUUGAAUGUGAUUAUUUACAAUACAAAUUCAACACAAAACUCUGACCAAAAGUUCUGUAAUAUUUCCUCUGCUCACUAAGAUAAACGAUUUCCCUCAGGAGGGAAACCAGUGACUUCCUUCAUCACAAAGCCAUCUUUAGUGUUUGCUUUAUAUACUUAAGUCAUGUACCGGAGGAAAGAACGUUGUUCUCAGGUGAUGUAGGUGCUCAUGCUUCGGUAUGCAUUUUUAAAAACAGUACACAUGCUUCAAUGAUGCCUUCUGUAGGAUGCCAUGUAAAGAAGUUGUGGAAAUCUAGAAUAAGAAAGCGAAAGCUGUCCAAUUUCUGUGGCACUCUUAAAACAGCCCAUUCCUGUCACCUUGGGAUGUGACAUCCGGUUAGCAUAGCCCAGUGGUCGGCAAACUGUGGCUCGCGAGCCACAUGCGGCUCUUUGGCCCCUUGAGUGUGGCUCUUCCACAAAAUACCCGGCCUGGGCGAGUCUAUUUUGAAGAAGUGGUGUUAGAAGAAGUUUAAGUUUAAAAAAAUUGGCUCUGAAAGAAAUUUCAAUCGUUGUACUGUUGAUAUUUGGCUCUGUUGACUAAUGAGUUUGCCGACCACUGGCCUAGCCCAUCUGGGAAGUAAGGCGGCUGCAGUUCUCCUGUGACCACGUGGCGGAACCCUCUUUCCAGUGGCGCGGCGGAGGCGGGGCUACGACGGGCUCCUCACCUGUGUGUGCAGUAAGCUCAGCAUGACAUGUGAGGGGCCCUGCUCAUAUUUAAAGCUGAGCAAAAUGACCACCCAUAAAUCAGGUAACGGGUAACGGGGGAAGGAGAAAUCUUGUGUGAAUUCCCACGUUUUAAUUCAUUUUCACUGCAACAUUUUCAUUUAAGUCAAAAGGGCACCAGAAAAGGGAAUUAUUCUGAGCUUGAGCUUUUGAGAAUGCCAAACCGCAUUUUUGUCACUCUUCCUUGGAAUUCAUUGCCUUUGCAUACAAACCUCAAAUUCAGGGACCACGAGUAGUUGUCGGUGGGAAGGUCUUCCUAAUCUUAAAAGUUCUGAGGUGGUUUUUACUUGAUUGUGCUUUUUAAAAUCCUUUGUUUUUUUAUCGUUAGUAUUUGUUGGGUCUUCUUUUGCUUUAAACUCUUAACUUGAUCCUAGAAAAAGAAAAAGAAAAAAAAAAAGCCUCCGUGUUUGUGUGUGACGUUUGACUGAGGUGGUGUGGGGCCGCCUGCAGGUGUUGGGAGACAGGCGGUAGGUAGGUGUCAGCAAUAUCCAGGUUUAACCAGUUGCACUUGGUACAGGAGGUUGAGGAAUCGGUGGAAACGGUCGUCUUGGGAAAGCACAAGAGAAACCUGGAAAGGCAGUUAGGCUCAGGUAGCUACACAUCCACGGUGUACAUUUUCACUUGGAAGCUGUCUAGGAGGAGAUGCAGCCAGCCCCAGCCACGACUGACAUUCCCACACAGCCGAGUAGGAGAGAGAUUCUUAGGGCCUGCCUUCCGAGCCAGAGGCCCUUCCCUCCCACCUGCACUGGGGGCGGUGACAUCGGAAAUCACUGGUGUAUUGGUAAUGCGUUCCCGACAUAGCAAAGUGUGCUUUCAUACCAGCAGCAAAGGGAGGCAGUUCACCAAGUCACUGCUGCCUGUGGGUACUGUGUUCGUUACAGAGAAACAAACCUGGUCGUCUGAGUCCACGUUUCCUUGAUUUUUAAAUUGAUAGAGAAAUCAAGAAGCUGUCAAGCAAGUUAUGUAACAACUAACAACAUUGCACUUUCUGUAUAUGAAAUCAGUAUUUAAAUAACUUAUUUUUCUCCAUUGCUGUUUUUAAACAUUGUAAGUAGCUGUAAUAUACCAGUACCAGUAUGUUCUCGCGAUUGCUUCAGCCCAAGAAAGCUGUGUAUUGUUUUAAAAAUUGUAAAAAAAUUAUUGUGACGAUUCAUUUAGCAAAGAGAAAGGACGGAAGGGUUUUCCUAUGUAUCAAAACUUGUCUAUAAUUGUCAUCUAUGUACCUAGAAAAAAAAAAGUAAAUAAAUUUCUUCAGUUGAA